AUGGCAAUUAAGGUUCUAGGAAUUUUUUGCUUGAUUACAUGGACCACAGCACAAUCACAAUUCAACUACUACAAUAAUAAUUACAGUCCGUCGUUGUACCGUCAACAUCUUGUUGGCUAUGUACAACCACCCACGGUCGCUUCUACCGCCACCUAUCAUCAUUAUGCGGCACCACAAAUAGCUCCAAUUGUUGCAUCCAUUCCGGAAGAGCGCCAACUUAAAUACAAUUCAAAUUCUGAUGUAGCAGUUGAAGUUCCAGUUGCAGCAGCAGCAGAAGCAAUUCCAGCUAAAUAUGAUUUCUCAUAUGGGGUUCAUGACUCUUUGACAGGCGAUAUCAAGAGCCAGAUUGAAUCCCGUGAGGGAGGAAUUGUGCAAGGAUCCUACAGUCUAAUUGAUGCCGAUGGAUAUAAACGCACUGUGACGUACACAUCGGACGAUGUGAAUGGUUUCAAUGCUGUUGUGCAACGAGAACCUUUGGCGAAAGUUGGUUCUUUUGUUGGUACAACAGCAGUUCAGUAUCCUCAGGCACCAUAUCAUCAUCAACAGUACCUGCCAGUGUUUCAGACGCCCUACCCUUUCCCUGGGGCAAUAACACCUCAAUAUCAGCCAUUGCCAAUGAACCCGGUUGAAGAGGAGCCGAAUUUCGAUGAUGCUGAAAUUAUACCCUCACAAGACCAACCAUCCUCAGGUGGGGCAGUAGCGGAAGAAGAAGCUUUUCAACCUGAUAUUGAAGAUUUCCAAGACAUACCUCAGUCUGAUGAUGAUAGCGAUGUUGUUGAGGCCUAUGGAGCUGCUGCCGCUGCUGGUAAAGCAGCCGAAAGAAGUUCUAUUGACAAUAAGGAAAGUAGAUUGAAUAAAACUGUGGAGGCAACAGCACCUCAAAAACAACAACAACAACAACCUACUGCUCAGCACUAA
Messenger RNA from Episyrphus balteatus (marmalade hoverfly), 918 nucleotides. RefSeq lists its product as uncharacterized. The record is from RefSeq and is a predicted model, not a curated record. The coding region runs from base 1 to 918 and encodes 305 amino acids. The transcript is spliced from 2 exons. NCBI's taxonomy places the organism in Eukaryota, Metazoa, Arthropoda, Insecta, Diptera, Syrphidae. Gene Ontology annotation, cellular component: extracellular matrix.